AUGGAGGCGUACACACCGAUAGAAGGAGCGUCUCAAGGCGAAGAGUAUAUUCUUUCAAACGUAAUGUGCAACAUUUCGUUGAUUACGGAUCAUGCGCAUGAUGAGAAAUCGAUCGAUAUUGUAUGGUGGUCGAAUGUUGUUUGCCUUCCACUGAUCACUAUAGUUGGAUUGACAUGCAACCUCCUCAAUAUCGUCAUCCUAACCAGCAAUAAAGGCGCGAAGCGAAUACCAAGCUGGACCCUUUUGUUGGCACUUGCAAUUUGUGAUUGCUUAUUUCUGGUAUUUGCUAUGUUAGAAGUUACUCCUUUGACGAUCCCCGCCCUUGCCUUCUCCCCCCUGUUCAAUCUGGUUUACUCUCACGUGCUCUUGUACAUUCGUGUCCUGGCAUCGAUGUUCUACAAAAGUAGCGUACUAAUUGUAGUCGCAUUCAACGUCGAACGUUAUAUCUGUGUCGUACAUCCAUUCAGCUGUCAUCAAAUUUGCACUGGUCGGACGUCACGGCUAGCCAUAACUGGGUGCUUUGUCAUUUCGUUCUUCUGCUCUGUACAGUGGCCAAUUUGCUAUGAAGUUCGACAUUGUUACGAUCACAUUGCUCAGGACUUUUUGUACGUGAUUCUGCUGUCGGAAAAUGAGACAUUGAAGUUCUACUAUCGAUUGAUGGACUACAUGUCGUUAGUCGCCUUCAAUGUGCUGCCUAUCUUCUCACUAUUGGUAAUGAACUGCAUGAUUAUUACCACCUUACGGCGAGUAGUCGCGGAAGAUACCAAGAAAGAAGAGGAGUCGGCAACGCUUGCCGAUGGCACACUAGUUCCAGAGUCGUCGUCACACCGCUUGAAUCCCAAUGCUCUCUUGUUUGCUGUGGUGUUUAUGCUACUCAUAUGUGUUGGUCCACAGGCGCCUGCGCGGCUUCUGUUCGAUCUGUUUGGCCAGUAUCAUCCGAAGGCGAUCGUUUAUACCUGUGUAUCUCAACAGCUCGUCUUUCUUAACGCAGCGCUGAAUUUUGCGCUCUAUUGCGUUGUCUCAAAACGAUACCGCAUCUUGAUGAGGCAAACAAUCAAACGUCUUGUGAGGUCUUUCAAAGCUGUCGAUCGUCCUUUAAAAAUGAGUGCUCGUCAGAGUAAGAGUUCAACAGCUCCGGCGACGUCCAUGGAAGAUAAUCACAGCCGGAAUUUGAUGCUUGUACACGCUGUUUAG
Molecule: messenger RNA, 1194 nt
Organism: Necator americanus (New World hookworm)
Lineage: Eukaryota; Metazoa; Nematoda; Chromadorea; Rhabditida; Ancylostomatidae
Exons: 9
Coding region: 1-1194 (397 amino acids)
Biological process (GO): G protein-coupled receptor signaling pathway
Cellular component (GO): membrane
Molecular function (GO): G protein-coupled receptor activity
Source: RefSeq, a predicted model, not a curated record